This is a messenger RNA of Hibiscus syriacus, 2966 nucleotides long. RefSeq names its product protein SMAX1-LIKE 4-like. The coding region runs from base 63 to 2870 and encodes 935 amino acids. The transcript is spliced from 3 exons. The record is from RefSeq and is a predicted model, not a curated record. Lineage: Eukaryota; Viridiplantae; Streptophyta; Magnoliopsida; Malvales; Malvaceae.
GUCACGAAAGAGACGAAGUUUUAACAAGGGGGUGGUGUUGGGGGGUGGGUUUUAGCCAAGUGAUGCGCUCAGGUGCCUAUACGGUUCAACAGACACUCACGGCGGAGGCUGCUUCAGUGUUGAAGCACUCUCUGGGGUUAGCGUGGAGGAGAGGCCAUGGUCAGGUCACUCCCCUCCAUGUGGCCGUGACUUUGCUCGGUUCAAGGUCUAGUCUCUUGAGAAAAGCUUGUCUCAAGUCUCAGCAGACUCACCAGGCUUCACAUCCUCUUCACUGUAGAGCUCUUGAACUUUGCUUCAAUGUGGCUCUCAAUCGGUUACCAACGGCUCCAGCUCCGUUCCUCAUCGGACAACCAGCUUCUCUUUCCAACGCUCUGAUCGCAGCGCUUAAAAGAGCACAAGCCCACCAAAGAAGGGGUUGCAUUGAGCAGCAGCAGCCUCUUCUCACUGUCAAAGUCGAGCUCGAACAGCUUAUCGUGUCGAUACUUGAUGACCCGAGUGUUAGUAGGGUUAUGCGAGAAGCCGGCUUCUCCAGCACUACCGUUAAGAACAACAUCGAGGAGUGCUCAUCGGCACUCUCUGGCACCUUCUGGCAAACCCAUUUUUCUGAGCAGAACCCAUUUUUCUUUUCUUCUCAAAAGAAAGCACCAAGCAAUCAUAUCACGGAUUCGGCAUCGGUGAAGGAAGAUGUGAAGUUGGUUUUCGAGGUUUUUUCGAGGGAUAAAAGGAAGAACACUGUAAUCGUCGGUGACUGUUUAUCCAUGACCGAAGGCCUUGUUUUGGAGCUGAAGGCCAAGAUAGAAAGAGGAGAAGUUCCCGAGGAAAUGAAGAACGUUCACUUCGUCAAGUUUUACUUCCCGCCGCUGUCUUUGAGAUUCAUGGUAAAAGAGGACGUCGAAAAGCAUCUCACCGGCCUGAAAAGACGGGUGGAUUCCAUUGCAGCCGCUGGAGACGGUGCCAUUAUCUACACAGGAGAUUUGAGAUGGACCGCUGAAGAAAACUUGAAUGGCGAAGAACUCAUUGCGUACAGUGCAGUCGAUCAUCUAGUAACUGAGAUUGGAAGGUUGAUCUCUGAUUGUAACUUCUCGAAAACGAAGGUCUGGUUAUUGGCCACCGCAAGUUACCAGACGUACUUGAAGUGUCAAAUGAGGCAACCUCCUCUUGAAGUUCAAUGGGCACUUCAAGCAAUUUCUGUUCCGUCGGGAGGACUUGGCUUGAGCCUCCAUGCUUCCAGUGUCCAUGAUUCUCAAGGGCUCGAAAUGAAGCCAUUUGCCGAGCAUGACAAGCUCGCCUGCUGUGAAGAGUGUGCUAUAAAUUACGAAAAAGAUGUACGGUCGAUUAAGUCUACCCAGCAGAAUCUCUUGCCACCUUGGCUUCAACCUCAGGAAGACCAAAAGGAUGAAAUGCUUGAACUGAGAAGAAAGUGGAACAGAUUAUGCCACAGUUUGCACCAAGUUAGGCAUAACCAAAACCAUUUGAGUGGAGAAGGCUAUCCUUGUGCUUCAUCAUACCCUUUGAUGUCGUUCACUGAUUCUGAUUCAAAGUUUAACCAUUCGGUGCCUAAAUUCAGACAGCGAAGCUCGUGUACCGUUGAGUUUGAUUUCAGUAAUAGUGCUCGCGAGAAACGAUCAGGCCAAGCGAACUUGGACUCUCUUAAGAAUAAUGAGGAUAAAGAGGUAAAGAUCACACUUGCUCUUGGAAAAUCUCUGUCCUUGAGUUCACAGAGACCGGCAAAAGAGACAAGUGAAUUGUACAAGACGUUGCAAGAUAACGUGCCUUGGCAAUCUAGGAUUAUUCCUUCGAUAGCCGAUGCCCUGAAGCAUUCCGUGUGCUUCAAGAAACAAACUUGGUUACUGAUUCAGGGGAACGAUGUGAUCGGAAAACGGAGAUUGGCGGGUGCCGUUGCGGAAUCUGUUUUGGGGUCAGCUGAUUUGCUCUUGCACAUGAACAUGAGAUGUAAUGAGUCAACUUCCUGUUACGAUAGACUCGUAAGAGCAUUUCGGAACAACAAAAGGCUUGUAGUCUUGGUGGAGAAUGUUGAUUUGGCGGAUACCCUAUUCCUAAAACUCCUAGCCGAUGAAUUCGAAACCGGAGCAUACGACGAAUCAAGAGAAACCAAGGGAAGUAUUAGCCGAGCAGUAGUCAUUUUAACCGAGUCCAUUUGUGCGGGCCAUGAGGACUGCGAAAUGAAUCAAGAUUCCAUAAUCGAGAUGAAGCUAAUCGUCACUGAAAAAAGUAGCAGUUUUCGAACACCGACCUCUGAUAAAAAGCGAAAAGCCGUCGAGUGGGACGUUUGUAACAAGGCCAAAACGUCGAGAAUCGAAGACACAUCAUCCCUCAAAAAAGAUUUAUGGAGGCAGCGGCCGAGUUUCAACACUCUUGAUCUGAACAUGAAAGCCGAUGAGGACGAUCAAAGUGAAGAAACUAUUAGGGACACUAGUCCAAUUUCAAGCGACAUAACUGGGGAGAUCGCAGCCGGUCCACAUCUCCGACUCGAGUUCCUCGAAUCGAUUAAGAACCGCUACAUCUUCGACCGAAGUGCGUCCCGAGACAACGAGAUGAAAGGGGUUUUCAUGUCCAAGAUGAAGGGAACCCUGGAGGCAAUUUUUGGGGAUGACAAGGUGAUUAGUUUUAGUGUGGAGGAUAAGGUGUUGGAUGGGAUUUCAUUUGGUUCAAGUUAUUUUCUCCACGGCCUAUUUGAGAAGUGGCUAAAAGACAUUUUUCAAAGGGGAUUGGAAACUGUUAAAAUUGGCGGGAAAGAUGGUAUACGUGAAAUUAGGUUAAGUUAUGGGGGUAUACGUGGAAAUGCAAUGGAAAAUGGGUACAUGGGGACUUGCCUCCCUAGCAAGAUCCAAGUUUCUUUCAUGGGCUAAAUUGGGUUUCAUUUUCAUAUGUAGAAAUUUCUUGACAAUACGGAAAAGGACCAUAGUGUCCUUUGUGUAGACUAAAUUGGGGUUUUUCUUCUCGUA